AACAAUGUGAAAUAUGUAGUUCUGUUCAGUUCAAUCUAAUGUUGUUCUUUUUCAUGUUGUCCAUUUUGUUUCACGUGCUGCUUUUUUCCCCCAAUGUAGAUACUUUGGUUCCAGUGGUCACAGUGCAACCUGGUCAAUCUGUGACUUUAACAUGUGCUUUUAGUAGGAGAUAUCAGAGCAACAUGUGGUAUUACUGGUACAAGCAGAGUGCCGGAGAUACUCUGGAUUUAAUCGCGAUGCAGCAGAAAAUGAUAAUCCCAAAAUAUGGGCCAAAUUUCUCUGCUUCAAGAUUCAGUGUAAUUCACACUGGGGAUAGCAGCAAUCUUACAAUUUUUUCAACAGUUCAAAAAGAUGAGGGAAUGUAUCACUGUGCUGAAAUGGACACACUUAAAUCUACGUGGAGUGGGACUUACUUAUCAAUAAAAGGAAACUCUAAGAGUACAUCGACCUACACUGUUGUUCAGCAGCCGACAGUCUCACAGACCCUGCAGUGUUCACUCCUCUCUGACUCUGAGAACACAACCUGUUCAGGAGAUUCCAGUGUGUUCUGGUUCAGGGCCAGAUCAGAUAAAUCUUUUCCAGAUGUUAUCUACACUGAGGGGGAAAAAGCAGAAAAUUGUGAGAAGAGAUCUGAUUCUCAGAAGAGAUGUAUUUAUAACUUCUCUAAGAACGUCAGCUUCUCUGAUGCUGGGACUUACUACUGUGCUGUGGCCACAUGUGGACAGAUACUAUUUGGAAAGGAAAGGGACCCUCAAAUCGAUAAAACAAAUGAAAUUCAUGUGGUGGUGGUCACAAUAAUCUGUUUGGUAAUUUCUGUAACUGGUAACAUUGUCUUCAUCUGCUUACAAAUACAAAAAUCUGCAUGUGAACGAUUGAAAGAAAGGUCUUCUUCACAAAGACGCAACUGUAGCCAAAAAGGAAAUGAUACUAAAGAUGGACCUGAUCUGAAUUACGCUGCAUUACAUUUCUCAAAUGGAAGAACAUCAACAGGAAAGAAGGGAGAGUUGAGGACUGAAGAAUGUGUGUAUUCACAGGUUAAAAGAUCAGUUUGAAUAUAUGUUUGUCAACUUGUACAUAAACUCUAAUUUUGAGAUUUUAGUGCAUAAUGUUACUGACACACAAUUAAAAGUUGUGAAUUUAAUUAAAACUCGGAAUAAAAGGCAGAUGUGUAAAAAAAAUAGGAGCACAUUUCAAUAUUUUAUUACGAGUUUGUCUUUAUAUAGUAGUAUCCUUGAAAAAUAAACCUGUUUGCUUCCUGUAUGCGUGUGGAGUAUAUUACGUACACAAAUUGAAAAUAAAAAUUGCAUCAUACCUCCAUGCUGCUCUUUAUUACAUGAUCAUGUUUUGUCAUGACUGUACCGUUUAAUGUAAAUCUAGUAUUAAUGUAAAUCUAGUCUUGGCUAGAUUUACCCUUUAAUGUAAAUCUAGCCAAGUGGUUUUGGCUGUAAAAUUUAACUUUGCUAAUUUGUUAUAU
Messenger RNA from Girardinichthys multiradiatus, 1474 nucleotides. RefSeq lists its product as uncharacterized. The transcript has 5 exons. NCBI's taxonomy places the organism in Eukaryota, Metazoa, Chordata, Actinopteri, Cyprinodontiformes, Goodeidae. Bases 39 to 1052 code for a protein of 337 amino acids. The record is from RefSeq and is a predicted model, not a curated record. Gene Ontology annotation, biological process: response to bacterium.